Molecule: messenger RNA, 3768 nt
Organism: Eimeria acervulina
Lineage: Eukaryota; Apicomplexa; Conoidasida; Eucoccidiorida; Eimeriidae
Exons: 7
Coding region: 1-3768 (1255 amino acids)
Source: RefSeq, a predicted model, not a curated record
AUGGAGGAACGCGAUGCAGCAGCAGCAGCAGCUGCUGCUGCUGCUGCUGCACGGGGUCUAGCGGCUGCUGCUGCUGCUGCUGCACGGGGUCUAGCGGGUCCCCGCCUCAGCAGCAGCGGGGGCCUCCUCGACCGAAGACAGCAGCAGCAGCAGCAGCGGCGGCGGGGGCAGCAGCUGCUUAGCAGCUCUCACUCUGUUACGUCUGCUGCUGCACUGGAGUAUAUUGAAGAGCAUGAAGACAGCUUUAGGGGCCUUCACCGUUUUGCUUCGCGCAGAUAUGGGUCCUACUCAGAGCUGCAGCAGCAGCAGCAGCAGCAGAUGCUGCACUUUGGAGACAGCGAAAUAGAGGAGCUCAGAGAGGCAUACAGCAAGGUACGAAGCCCCCCAAGCAGGGCAGGAGCAGCAUCAGCAGCAGAUGUUACUGAGCAGCAGCAGCAGCAGCAGCAGCAGAAGCAGCAACUAAGGCCUGGAGCAGACGAGCGGAGAGGGAUGGUGCGAGUCAGCACCAGCAGAGACAGACGGGGUGCUGCUCUUGCUGCUGCUGCUGCUGCUUCUGACUCGCCGGAAACAGCAGCAGACGAUGCACGCCUCAUGGCAGCUUCGGCAAGAGACAGCAGCAGCAGCAGCAGCAGCAGCAGCAGCAGCAGCACUCCGUUUGACGAAAUUCCAGUCUCUGUAGCUGCUUCAGGGGAGGGGCCCACCCCCUUUGAGGCUCUGCUGCAGCGGGCCUUGCAGCAGGAAGGAGACAGCAGCAGCAGACGCACCUCGUCCUCUGCCUCCAUGCAGCAGCAGCAGCAGCAGCAGCAGCAGCAGAGUCGACCCUUUCUUCGAAAGGGAACGAAUCUACAGGCGUGGAGGGCCCCCUCUGUCUGCGGUAGAAGGGGGCCCCCAGCAGCAAAAGCUGCAGCAGCAGCAGCAGCAGCGUCUGCAGCAACAACCCCAGAAGCUGCGGCCCUUCAAGGUGAGCUGCCCUCCACUACAACUGCUGCUGCUGCUGCUGCUGCUGCUUUUUCUGCUGCUGCUGCUGCUGCUGACCGACCUCUUCCUGGUGCUGCUGGCGCUGCUGCAGGAGCCGCUCUAGGGCCGGCGACACCUACAACACGAAGACAGCAGCAACUGCUGCAGCAGCAGCUGCAGCAGCAGUUGCAGCAGCAGCAGCUGCAGCAGCAGCAUCAACAGAGUCACCGCGUUAGUUCGUCUGAAGGCGAAGAUGAAGACAGCUCAGCAGCAGCAGUAGCUGCUGCUACAGCUGCAGCAGCAGCAGCAGCAGCAGAAGCCGCAGAGAGGCAGGCAGACCGGGAGGCAAGGCUCUUCACUGAAGACACACCCGCGAUGAGUUUGCUGCUGCAAGGACAGCAGCAGCAGCAGAAGCAGCAGCAGCAGCAGCAGCGGGUCUCAGAGCUUGCUGAUUCAGAACAGCUGGAAGAUGCAGAAGCAGAAGACGAUGACUGGCUCGGCGAACAGCUGCAGCAGCUGCAGCUGCAACAGCAGCAGCUGCAGCAGCAGCAGGCGCAGCUGCAGCACGGCAUGCAUCCGGUCUCCUCCCGCAAGCAAAAGCCACCAGCAGCAGCAACUGCAGCAGCAGCAGCUGGCUUUGAAGACGCAGCGCCGCUGCCGUCGCGUGACGGCGCACUCCAUCGAGAGGAAGCACCCCAGCAGCAGCAGCAGCAGCAGCAGCAGCAGCAGCAGCGGCAGCGGCAGCAGCAGCAGCAGCAGCAGCAGAGCGAAGAGGAAGACGAAGAUGAAGAUGAAGACGAGGAGACAAUCGGCCGCAGAAUGUCUUCACAACGGCAGCAGUUGCUAUCCAAACAGCAGCAGCAGCAGCAGCAACAGCAGCAGCAGCAGAAGCAGCAGCAGCAGUCUCAGGGCGAGCGAGAGCAGGAGUUGCUGUCGCCGCUGCAGCGGCCGCGUCUGAUAUCCUUUGCAGACGAAUUUGGUUCUGCUGCAGCAGGAGAAGCAGCAGCAGCAGCAGCAGCAGCAACACCUGAGGGCAGCAGCAGCGGGGCGCUGCAGCUAUCUGCUGCUGCUGCUGAAGAGAGUGAAAGAGAAUUGUUUAAAUCCAGAAUGGAGAUCCUCAAGCUGCAAAUGGGGCGCGAAGAUCGCCUGCGGAAUAUUUCAGCGGAACUCCGCCAGCAAAGAGCAGACCUCGAAGCAGAAAGAGGCCGACUGCAUUCAACAAUGAAUGAACAGCACCAGCAGGCGUUGCAGGAGAUCAACGCAUGCAGACAGCAGCUGCAGCAGCAGAAGCGCCGCCUAGCAGCGGAAAGAGAACGGCUGCGAGAGGGGCUGGCGCAGCAGCAUCAGCAGCAGCAGCAGCAGCAACUGCUGCAGCAGCAAGUGGUGGAGUUAAAGGAGGAGCUGCAGAGCCUCAGGAGCCGAUACCGUUCGGCGCACAGCCGCUGGGCAGCAGAGAAGCAGCAGCUGCAGCAGCAGCUAGAAGAAGCAAAAGCAGAGCUCAGGCUGGCGGUUAACGCGAGGAACCCUCAGCAUGCAGGUUUUUCUCGGGUGUCUGUUGCAUCGGUGUAUUUUGUGUUCGUCUUUUUGUUUUUUGCUGCUGCAGCAGCAGCAGCAGCAGCAAAUCGAUACCCUGGGAGGCCCUCGUCCGUCUCUGGGCGCAGCACACCCCUAUCACUUCGCCGCCAGCAGCAGCAGCAGCAGCAGCAGCAACAGCAGCAGCGGCAGCAGCAGCAGAGAACACAGGGCGCUUCAUCUGCUUCUCGUCGGCGUUGCAGCGUCAGCAGCACGAGCAGCAUUCGCAGCAGCAGCUGCUGCAGCACCCAGCGUUGGGAGCAGCAGCAGCAGCAGCAGCAGCGGCAGCAGCAGCUGGAGUCGUCUCCAAUGCUCUCCCCCUCUGCAUUAGAAGACCCUGACUGGGAAGACACCGCAGCAAGCAUGCUUGAACAGGGGCUUGCUGCUGCUGCUCCUGCUGCUGCUGCUCCUGCUGCUGCUGCUACUGCUGCAGCAGCUGCUGCUGCAGCUGCGGACCCCCCUUCAGCCUUGGGGCGCCUUGCGGCGUCAGUAGCUGAGAGCCUGCGACAGCAGCAGCAGCUACAGCAGCAGCAGCAGCAGCUGCUGCUGCAGAGCAGCACAUCGUUGCUUCCAGCAACAGCUUUCAUAUCUCCUACUGAUUCCUUCGGUCGCCAUAAUCCGCAGCAGCAGCUGCUGUACGAGCAGCAGCAGAUGCUGCAGCAGCAGCAGCAGCAGCUGAUGCAGCAGCAGCAGCUCUUGUUGCAGCUAUCUCAGUCUCUAGCUGCGGCGGGGGACCCUGCAGCAUCCGCCGCAGGGUCUGGGAAGCCGCAUCAGCAGAAGCAGCAGCAGCAGCAGCACAAGCAGCAGCAGCAGCAGCAGCAGCAGCAGCAGCAUUCGGGCGUGCUGCUGCAGCAGCCUGAAGCCUCGCAGAGUAGCACUUCAACUAGAGAGAGCAGCACUCACCACAGCAGCAGCAUUCCUCUUGAAGCAGAGCCUUUGCUGCUGCAGGAGGUUCAGACGCAGCUUGCUGCUUUUCCUGCCGGCUCGCAAAAGGCAGCAGCUGCAACAGCAGCAGCAGCAGCAACAACAGCAGCAGCAACAGUAGCAACAUCUCCACCUGCUUCAGGGCCCUCAGCGGCCACGGAUCUUCCUGUUGCUGCUGCUGCUAAUUCAACCCCAGCAGCCGCUGUUGCUGCCCCAGCCAACGCUGCUGCUGCUGCUGCUGCUGCUGCUGUUACUGCUGUGGACUCGCAGCAGCAGAAGUCGCCGCCAUCUGAAGGCCAGGAGCCGGGUGCGUAA